AUGGGAGACAAACAACCACACCUUAACGGCGGAUACUACGGCCCAUCGAUCCCUCCCCCGCCGCCGUCAAAAUCCAAACGCCGAUACAACUCCUCCUCCCCCCCGGGCUGCUGCUGCUUCACCUGCAUCGGAAGCUGCAUCGGAAGCUGCCUAAAAUGCUGCGGCUGCUGCAUCCUAAGCCUAAUCUGGAACAUCCUCAUCGCCGUCGCCGUGAUCCUCGCCGUAACCGCCUUGAUCCUCUGGCUAAUCUUCCGCCCCAACGCCGUCAAAUUCUACGUCGCCGACGCAAACCUAAACCGAUUCAGCCUCGACUCAACCAACAACAGCAACCUCCACUACGACCUCGACCUCAAUUUCACGAUCCGGAACCCUAACCAGCGGUUAGGAGUCUACUACGACGUCGUCAAGGUGAGUGGGUACUACGGAGGGGAGAGGUUCGGAUCUGUCGACGUGGCGCCGUUUUAUCAGGGGAGGAAGAACACGACGGUGGUUGUUACGAAGAUGGAGGGGCAGAAUCUGGUGGUGCUUGGGGAGGGAGCGAGGGAGGAUCUGAAGGAGGAUGAGGGAACCGGAGUGUACCGGGUUGAUGUGAAGUUGGUUAUGAGUGUUCGGUUUAAGUUUUGGGUUGUUAAGUCGUGGAAAGUCAAACCGAAGAUUGGGUGUGAUGAUCUUAAGGUUCCUUUGGGUGCCUCUAAUUUGACUGGCGGGUUUAAGUUUCAGACUGUGCAGUGUAACUUUGAGUUUCGUUAG
Eruca vesicaria subsp. sativa (arugula) is the source of this 750-nucleotide messenger RNA. Lineage: Eukaryota; Viridiplantae; Streptophyta; Magnoliopsida; Brassicales; Brassicaceae. The record is from the annotation of a GenBank genome assembly.